AAGAUGGCCUUGCUAUUCCUUAGUGGACUUAGCACUAGGUCGCUAACAUGGGUAUUCAGUAAACGAUCUCUUGUCACGUUUCUAUUUUUACACUCAGUUGUUGCAUGAUCAUAGUACUCAUUGGUUUUGACGUGUCAGCAGGUGAAGUCGAGCGUCCGGAUUUAGUUUUCUGCUCGUCUUGUUUGAAACGCCCGGUACUGCCGAGACGGUAUGGCAACGAGAGCAGGGGAAAGGGGCACAAGAGGCCGUGCUGUGCAAAGCUUGAAUGCUUGGACAAGUUCAAUUGGCGGUAGCUUGAUAUCACCACACCUGCAUGUCUUACUAUACAGGUCAUCGGAUCGUCUUUCUUGGAUCCCCAAGCACGGGAUACGGCAGAAACAGUCAGAAAGCAGAAUACCCCUGGGCCAAUUGCACGGUUUCUCUCCAUUUGAACAUGCGGAGUGGCAAACAACCCUGACGCGAUUACAUCCAGUCCUCGUGACGAUUCUCGUAAAAGAUAGUCAGCGCGUUCCAGUAUGGAAAUCGCCCGCCGCUUGGCUUGUAAAUCUCAAUAUCUCGCUUGCUCAAGUAGCAGUAGCCCUCGGUAGUCUUCAGUGCAACGCUUCCUUAUGCAUACUCUGUUUGUUUCUAUUACUAUUGCUUUUGUCAAACACGAGCUCUGAAGAUGUUUCAAUGCUUAUCAAGAGCCGUUGAUCGCGACCGGGAACUAUGUUGCUCUUUUAGCUUUAACAGCUUUCUAUUGGGAACCCGGAUUGCUCGCACCGGUUUUCUCCCGCUGGCUCGCGCCAAUCUUUCAGCC
Suillus subalutaceus is the source of this 799-nucleotide messenger RNA. RefSeq lists its product as uncharacterized. The transcript is spliced from 2 exons. Lineage: Eukaryota; Fungi; Basidiomycota; Agaricomycetes; Boletales; Suillaceae. The record is from RefSeq and is a predicted model, not a curated record. Bases 211 to 693 code for a protein of 160 amino acids.